This is a messenger RNA of Osmia lignaria (orchard mason bee), 6624 nucleotides long. Lineage: Eukaryota; Metazoa; Arthropoda; Insecta; Hymenoptera; Megachilidae. The record is from RefSeq and is a predicted model, not a curated record.
UCAAAUAUAUUAUGUUACAGAUCCAAUAAGCUAAAGCCAUUUUGGCAUAGCAUAAACGAGCCAGUACCAGUGUUGGAAAAUCUUUCUUCAGCCCUUCUGUCUGCCGACUAUGAGUUCACACUUGCUCGGGCUUUGGCAAUGCCGGAAUGUCCGGUUGUGCCGUUCUUUGGAGCCUUCCUACGGGAAUUGCGGGAAGUCAUUGCUUCGGAGUCUAAGCCCCAACACGAAUACAAAGACAACCAUGAGUCGCCUCGUAGCAGCAGCAAAGAUAGCGAUACCGAAACCGCCUUGUCCUCGGGGCAAACCGCGAAGAUUGCUAUCGACAGUAGCACGGAAUCGCCGACUGAAUGGAACUUAAGAAAUAGUUCCUUGAAGAAGCACGAGAACCGCGACACCCAUUUCGUCCUUGAGAAGGUUGCCGAAUUUCAUAAGCACCGACAUGCUCGAGGCAGAGACGCGACAACUGGUUCCCUCCAUCGUACUCUGAGUAUUCAUACGACCGCGAUCGAGCAAACUUACAUGGCCGAAGAAUGCGACGAGAACGACUAUCAUCUCGAUCUCGAUUCGUACAGACCCGUGCAACCGAUCCCCAUCGAUCAUGGGGUUGCCUUGUUUCCCGUUGCUGCUCCACAUUCUGGAAUGGAUCUGCAUCUGCUACAGGUGCUGCAUCACGGGACAACAUUGGUGCACUGGGACUGCGAAGGAGGUACUACGAGAACAGCUUUGGUAUUCGCGCGAGUGGAUCGUGCUUGCGGUACCUUCGUCUGGGAAAAGCCUCCCUGGAGUCCGUUGAAAACUGCUCAGCUCGGCGGCGCGGCCCUCACAGAAUUCUCGUUAACUGCCAAUCCAGAGGACACGGUACCGGCUGGUUUAUUAGGGAAAUAUGCGAAUCAACAAACGGAUUGCGCUUCCGUGACGCUGGAUGAAGGAUUUCUAGACCUAAGCUCCGUAAAAGAAGUUAUGAUCGGUUGUUGUGAUCGGGACAGAGAUGCCGAUCUCCGAAGCAUUUGCAAGAGGUACGGUCUACCGGGCUCCGAUUCGUGCAUCGGCCUCAUGUACGGCUCCAGUCUGCCGGAUAAUCGACUGAUCUUUCUACUUUGCCCGCCUGCUCUCUGCAAAAUUUGGUACAUGGGUCUUUGUUGGAUAUUGCGAGGUCUGAAACGGCAACAGCAACUAACGGAUCGUAGAUCCCGAUGGUUAAAAGAAAAAUAUCUUCAGCUUUAUUUUGAAGAAGGCUGUCUCGACCCAAUGACAGCGGACGCGAUUAGGGCUUUUGGUGGUCGCGAUUGGUCCACGACUGAAAGUAUAGGAACCCUUUCGCCGACCAGUAGCAGCACCCUUCGCAAACGAAACGUUAAAGGGAAGAAAACGAAAUCCAUUGGUAAUAUUCAUGCAUUAACAAAGAGCGGAGAACUUGGUUGUUUAACACAGGAUUUGAGCCUAAAGUAUGACUCCUCAUUCUCGGAUGGAGGUUUAUCAACGGCCCCUCUACGGCAUAUUACGGGUAGCAGAGAAUCUUUGACGAGAAUUAUACCAGCAUCCCCACGGUGUAGUAGAGAUCGAGUUCCUCCAAGGAGUCCUCCCGGUUCUGCCGAACGUAUUAUUAGUUCCAACUUGCCUUACUCCAGCUUCCAGAGCCUACUGUGCGUCGCCAAAGACAAAGAUAAGAAUGGAUCCGGGAUGUUAGGUGGUAUGGAAGCACCUUCGCAAGUAAAAGCACGCACCGCUUCCAUAAUGUACGCAACUCAGUUAAACUUCGUCGAGUUCGUCGCGUUGUUCCGCUCGUUCAGCCUGAGGGCCAGGAAGGAUUUGCGCGACCUAUUCGGCCAACUAGCGAUCACUUGUCGCAGCCAAAGCGACGGUUCUUUGAGAGACUUCAACAUACGGCCGCCUGUGUUAAGGCAAACCAGCGACGCAACCCCCCAACGAAUCGGUCUUUUGACGAGGAACAACUCGAUCGACUGUCACGAAUACAAAACUAGCAGUAAUCUUCAAAAAAAGCAAGUUUUCGACGCUGUGGCUGCUGCCAGUAUCGUUAACAAUUGUUCCGGCGUGGACACCUCGAAGUCGCAAGUUAUCACCCUGGCAACGUUUACAAAAUUUCUGGAAUCGCGGCAGCAAGAAAAAUUGACCGAUGAAGAGAUCAAAGCACUUGUUAAGCGACACGAACCGGACCCGGCACUACGUACACAAUGGUGUUUGUCUUUCGAGGGCUUUGCACGGUACAUGAUGGACAAGGACAAUUAUGCUUUCCCAAACGAGUAUGCCACACCGUCGGAGACUGAAAUGCAACAGCCAUUGUCCCAGUAUUACAUUGCCAGCUCCCAUAACACUUAUUUAACUGGUCAUCAGCUCAAAGGGGAAUCUUCGGUGCAGCUGUACUCGCAGGUGCUACUAACAGGGUGUAGAUGCGUGGAACUCGAUUGCUGGGACGGCGAUGAUGGGUCUCCCGUUAUUUACCAUGGUCACACCUUCACUACGAAGAUACCAUUUCGCUCGGUCGUCGAAGCGAUUGAUAGAAGUGCUUUCGUGAGCUCUCCAUACCCUGUGAUUCUCUCUAUUGAGAAUCAUUGCUCUCAGAGUCAACAGGCUCGGAUGGCCCAAAUAUUUCAAUCCGUUUUUGGCGAAAAGCUCGUGACGAAAUUUCUCUUUGAGACCGACUUUGGUGACGAUCCCCAGCUGCCAUCGCCAUCGCAAUUGCGCUAUCGAAUAUUGAUAAAAAAUAAAAAACUAGUGGUGGAUCCUGCCGGUCCUCUGGCACACGCUCCCCUGAGUCAUCGUGGAAAAAUGCUGAUGUCCGAUCGUGCAUCAUCCAUGAAACAAAUGCGUACCGACGUAAACAGCGCUUCCGUCGUUGAAUAUUUCAGCGAGGACGAAGACGACGAGGAGGACGACGACGAGGACGACAACAUCGACGAUAACUCGAUUUCUAGUUACGAAAGGUACUUGGGUGGAACUCAGGUGCCGCAUGGCCGAUUAAAGUCCGAUUCUGCGGUCGACGAUAAGUCACAGAAGCAGAGUAGCCAAAUUGCAAAGGAACUCUCGGACUUGGUAAUUUACCUGCAAGCCAUUAAAUUCCGUGGAUUGAACAUGACGCCAGGAACCACCGCAACUGGAAAGGUGCGCCAUCAACCGCACACUGGACCAGUUCAGAGGCAUAGUAUUGCUGGUAUAGGAGCUACAAGCAUAGGUGCACCAUCAGGCUCGCCGCAGUCUCUAUCAACUUCGGCGUCCCUGGCAAGUGGUGGCAGCAAUAUUGAAAACCUAUUCAGGUCCACUCGGGGAGUUCCGGCAUGCUUCCAGUGUUCCUCGUUGAACGAAAGUACAGCGAAAAAGAUCUGUAGGAAACAACCCUUAGGAGUUGUCGCUCACGCUGAAACUCAAUUAAUCCGAACAUAUCCGGCCGGAAUGCGUAUAGACUCGACGAACUUCAAUCCCGUAAUAUUUUGGGCCUUUGGGAUUCAAAUGGUAGCAUUAAAUUAUCAAACUGACGACGCUGGAUUAAACUUGAACGCCGCCAUGUUCGAGCAAAAUGGACAAUGCGGAUAUGUGAGAAAACCUUCGGUUAUGUGGGACAAAUGUCAUAUGAUGUACAGACGUUUCAAUCCUUGGGACAAGGAGUUCGAUGGGUUACAUUCGGCACACCUGACGCUCUCGAUCAUCUCCGGCCAAUACGUAUCCCCGGCGAACUUCGUCGCCAGCACCUACGUCGAGAUCGAGUUAGUCGGCAUCCCGAUCGAUUGUGCCAAGCAUAAAACAAAAGUGAUACAGAACAACGCGUUGAAUCCGAUUUGGAACGAGAAAUUUUGUUUCCAAGUGAUGUUCAAGGACCUCGCCUUCCUGCGUUUCGGCAUCGUCGAAGCGAGUUCCCAUCAUUUGAUCGCUCAAAGAGUCAUUCCACUAAAGUGUUUAAGACCGGGGUACAGACACGUGCGUCUACGUUCCUGUAAGAAUAAACCUCUAGCAUUGUCGACACUGUUCAUCUACUCUCGAUUAGAAGAGGAGAGUCUCGAUUAUAACACCUGCUGCCGCGAUCACAAGGAAUCCUCAAAGCGUCCAUCUUCGGGGAAAGAGCCGGAAAAAUUGACCACCGUGGAUCCAGGUUUAGGCGGAGUAACCUUGAAAAGAAGGAUGUUCUUCCUGAUGGUUUAUCACGUGAUACCCGACGAGCCGUACACUAUCUUAAAAGUGACCCAGGAAAGCACGACCCAAGAAGUGAUGCUGCAAGCUCUCCAGAAAGCUGGAAUCUCCCCGGAUCGCGUCGACGAGUACAUACUGGUUGAAGAGGUUUCACGCGGUUGGGAAAAGCGGGACAGAGAGGAGUUACCUACUCAACGCGUGUUAGACCCUACGGAACACCCUCUGCAGGCUCAGGCAUUGUGGAAAGGACAAGGGCGUUUCCUGUUGAAAAGGGUGGGCGACGACCCCAGCAGUAGAGCCUGGUUAGCUUCCAUCAGGAGUACCGCCGGUCACUCGAAACUCGACUCUGAGAGAGACACGUCCACCCAUAUUUGGGACGAAGCUGACACCUUCUUAGUUUGCAUUUACAAUGUUUCGCCGGAUAUACCGUACGCGAUUCUGCGGGUGCCCGUGAGCAGUUCCGCUCAGGACGUACUAGCGCAGGCUCUAGUGAAAGCCAGGCGGAUGGAGGAUCCUAUGAAGUUCGCUUUGGUCGAGGAACUGGAAUGGGGAGGAACGGGCGCCGUUGGCAGUGGUAAUCGUCAAUUAAGAGUAUUACGAGACGAUGAAAAUGUUUAUAGCACCCAAGCCUUCUGGAAGACACUGGGGAGAUUCAUUCUAAGAGAAAGGGAACAAGCGAUACCGAGGCGACAUUUGUUACCAGCCACCUUGGACAGGCUGAGUAAAGGCUUCUCCGUCGGCAGAUCGGUUUCUCUGCCUGGUUCCAGCAAAGAGAAGGUACCCGUCUCGGAAGCCCUGUCCGAUCCCACCUCCAGAGGACUUAGGCAUCGUCUACUGAUGCCCGGUCGCAGAAGAGAAGUUCAUUCCGACGGCGAGGACACGCGCGAGUCCGAUAUUCUGAACGCGGCUAUACAUUUGAAGAAGGUGUCUUUACGAAAAUUGAGGAUGUGGAAGUCAUAGUGGCAGUCCCGGGCGACGUCGAUAUCAUCGAUCUUCGCCACUCGGAGGAAUUAAUUAAUGAUUACGAGUAAUCAUUGCGAUCGAGGUGUAGGCAAAGAUAAAUUAGUCGACGUUCGUACCUCGAUAACUUCGAAGAUCGUUAUUGAGAAGUUUCAUCGAUGAUCAACGUCGUGGAACGUUUUGGCAUAAGUAUAGAAAUUACAAAUGGACGCCUAACUCGACACUGCUUAAAACACGUCUGAUCUUUUAACUCGUCGUUCGAAAGGAAACUGAUGUCGGCAAAUAGUACAAUCGGUUGAAACGGAGUUUGAUUGGACGUAAAAUCGUGGAGCAAGCGGUAAAGCAAAACGAGAUGCGUUACGUUCAAACAAUCCUGUUAAUGCCAUCGUUAUUUUAUGCGUCGUGUAUCGGGCGGAUGAAUUUAGAUCAACAAAUCAUUGCAUAUAUGCUAGUAUACGUACAAUUGUUUGCAUCAUUGAGCACAAUAAGCUUAAUUCCUAUUUAAUUUUAAGUUUAGGCAGGAGGAUUACGAAAGCUUCCUCGACGAUCUCGAUUUUCAAGAUCAUCCACACACUUUUUCUAGUCAUUGAACGUACAAAUCAAGAUUUUAUAUAUGAUCUUCGAGGAAAUCAGUUCCUUUAAGGAAACUUAGAGUUCUGUCAUUUGAUGACUCCCAAGGUACAGGUAACUUUCGAAUAACAAGAUUGCAAUAAAUAAAAAAUCCAGCUGAUUUUAUGAAAAUUAUUAUUUAUUGCCAAGUUCUAAAGUUAAAUAAAAUUUAAAAUAUAUAACAACAUUAUUGUUAUUUUUUAAAAUAAUUUUUUCAAAUCAAAUUCUCAAUUCGAGAGGUACCUGUAUUUCCAACAAGAUACAGAAGUAUUUUUUAAUCGCGAACUUUAUUUUAAUUAAAUUCGUUCAUUUUGUUAACACUAACUUACUUUCCAUAUUUUUUUAUACAUAUAUACAUACUUUUUAAUCUAAACGAUAUAUUUUAAUAUACAUAUAUAUUUAUAUUCAACGCAUACAUUUUAUUAAAAAAUCAUACAAGGGCUUUAGUGAAUUCUUCAAAAUUACAAAAUAGAAAAACCGAUUCAUUUUAGUUAUUAAAGACGAAGCCAAAUAUCAAUUUCUCGUAUGAAUGUAACUUACGACGGGACCUGAUUGCUUUUUAUAAACACUUACUUGUCCUUCGAGUAAUUAAUGCUUGGACUUUAAGUACCUGACUCGUCUGUGAAAAUUCCCUUUCAUUCUACUCAAAUUUCUGCCAAUGCAUAACAAUCAUGCAGUCAUGAAUAACUCAAAAAUUAUUUAUUUCACGAAGAAAAUGAAUUACAAAUUCAAGGAAUAAAUGUAAAAAAUUGAUUUUAUAUUUUUCUUAAUUGCAUCUGAGAAAAGACUUCGCGUAAUGACAAUAACCAGUGAUCUCUUCAGUUUCUCUUCGAAAAUCUCAUCUGAAAAGUAUCCUUAUUUCUAAAUGACUGCAUGAUUUCUUCUCGCAGAAAAAAAAACUAUUAAUUACAAAAA